UUUAUUUUCUAUAAUCCAACGUUAAAAUUUAAAUCUCAACGGCUACUUUUCUUCGUUUCUCUUCUCUAACUCUCUUCCAAUUUCAGCUCUCUUUCUCUCACUCAUUGCUCUUUCUCUAUCUGCAAUCAAAUCUUGAAUUUCUUAGUAAUGGCGCCUACGCCUUCAUCAAAAUCCAAUCAAGGCAACCCCAGCCAGUUCAAGACCCCAAAUUCAAAGCACCGCCUUCAAUUCCACGGCUCCAAGCCUCACCCAUCACCCACUCCAAACUCCGCAGCCCGAGAAAACCAGAACCCUCCUGAGCAUCCCGUCGAAGUAAUCGCCCGAAUCCGGGACUACCCAGAUCGGAAAGACCAACAGCCCAUUUCCACUCUGCAGAUCAACCCUCUAAAGCAGAGUAUUCGGGUUCGUGCCGAUUUCGGGUACCGGGACUUUGGUCUUGAUGGGGUUUCUUUGUCGGAGGAAGAGGAUCUUGGAUCCUUCUAUAGUAAUUUCGUACAGUCAAGGAUAAAUAGUGUCAAAUUGGGUGAGAAAUGUACCAUCAUGAUGUACGGACCCACGGGUUCGGGGAAGAGUCACACCAUGUUCGGUUGCUCCAAACAACCGGGGAUUGUUUACAGGUCUCUCAGAGAUAUUCUUGGGGACGAUGAUGAUGAUGGCGAUUCAGAUGGCGAGCGAGUUGGGGUUGGGACAUUUGUUCAGGUCACUGUUUUGGAAAUUUAUAAUGAGGAGAUAUAUGAUCUCUUGUCAAGCAAUGGUGGUGGAGGAGGAUUUGGCCUUGGAUGGCCCAAGGGAAAUGGCUCCAAUUCAAAGGUAAAGCUUGAAGUGAUGGGGAAAAAAGCCAAAAAUGCAACAUACAUAUCUGGAAAUGAAGCUGGCAAGAUCUCGAAAGAGAUUCAGAAGGUGGAGAAGAGAAGGAUUGUUAAGAGCACCCUUUGUAAUGAAAGAAGCUCCCGAAGCCAUUGCCUGGUCAUCCUUGAUGUCCCAACAGUGGGAGGACGGUUAAUGCUUGUUGACAUGGCUGGUUCUGAAAACAUUGACCAAGCUGGUCAAGUUGGUUUUGAGGCAAAAAUGCAGACAGGAAAGAUAAAUCAAGGAAACAUAGCAUUGAAAAGAGUGGUUGAAUCCAUUGCUAAUGGAGACUCUCAUGUACCCUUUAGGGACAGCAAAUUGACUAUGCUUCUGCAGGAUUCUUUUGAGGAUGACAAGUCAAAAAUGUUAAUGAUACUAUGUGCUAGCCCGGAUCCAAAGGAGAUACACAAGACAAUCUCCACUCUUGAAUAUGGAGCAAAAGCAAAGUGUAUUGUCCGUGGCCCUCUUACUCCAGUUAAGGAUAAAGCUGGUGGUGAAGAUUCUUCCUCUGCUGUGAUUUUAGGAUCAAGGAUUGCUGCAAUGGAUGAAUUUAUCAUGAAGCUACAAAAGGAGAACAAACUAAGAGAGAAAGAACGAAAUGAAGCUCACAAGGAACUACUGAAGAAAGAAGACGAGGUCAAAGCUUUGAGUGCUAAACUUGAGCUUAUGGAAGGGAGAGGUUCUGGAGAAAAUGAGGAGGAAGUUAACUCAAAGGUAAAUGAGUGGGCUCAGAAUUUGAAAUGUGAACUAGACAAGAAGUUGGAGGAAUGCCAGAAAAUGGCCAAUGAUUUUGUUGAAUUGGAGAGGAGGAGAAUGGAAGAAAGGAUACUGCAGCAGCAGCAAGAACUUGAGAUGCUGAGGCGGCGGUUGGAGGAAAUUGAGUUGGAAUUGCGUUCAAAAGAAGGGAAUGCUGAGGGGAAUACUAAUAAAUCUAUAGAAAAUGAUGGGAGUGGAUUUGCAAAGAGGCUGAUGGGGAUUUAUGCUAGCAGUGAUGAUGCAAGCAUGGUAAAGUCAAUGGAUCUUGACAUGGAUGAUCAAGAACCAGUUUUUCGUGGCUUUACUUAUGACAAGAACGGCAGCCCUGGUUUUAACCAGCCUCUUUCAAGUACUUUGAAUGGUACUCUGGGAAAUGAUCUUUUUGCUCCAACAUAUGGUGACAAAGUAUCUCUAAGCACUGUUUAUGAGGAAGAUGAAGUUGAAGAGGAGGAGGAAAAUAAAAAAAAUGAUGAAGAUGAAGAAGUGAAAAAGGAAAUCAUAGAGGAGAAGAAGGUUUGUGUGGUAAACAGUUUGAAUCCUAUCACUAAUGUGAGUCCGAGUCCCUUGACAUUUUCACACCAGAUUUGUCAGGAGACUCCAGGGGAAGAUGAUUAUUUUAAAUCGAAUUUGGAGGAAAGAUUUGAGAGUUUAGGACUCAAAAGUGUACCUCAAGAUGACAAGGAUUCAGUGUCUUCAAGAAAAAUCCGAAUUCAAAAUAUUUUCACACUAUGUGGGAAUCAAAGAGAACUAUCUAAACACAUCGGCACACCAAUGCCUAUGAAAAAAGGAUCAGAAAAUAUUGAUCCUCAAGAGUUGAUGAUGAAAGUGGGAGGAGUUGGGGAGAAUAAAGCUCCAGCCCUCAAGGACUUGUCAGCAAAGGGAACUAAUUCUCCAAGUCAUCUUCUAGCAACUCCUUUACCCUUGAGAUCACUGGAGAACAUUGCUACCACAUCACCUGAACUUGGACCCCACUUGGGUUCUACGCCUUUCAUCACACUUAGAAGAAGACUUUAGAGUUGUUCUGCUGGUGUGACAAUGAUACGAAGACUAUUAUUUUUUUGUAUAAAAGACAUGGAAUAUACUCGUGUAUAUGAAUGCUUUUAUUUUGGUUUUGGAUCAGUGUCCAUCUGAUGCUAUUGGAAACUUCUUUUGUAAUUAAUUCCCUUGAUUAGAGGGGAUAAUAUUUUCUUUGUGAUGAAUCAAUAGCUAUUUGAUGGAAAA
Messenger RNA from Humulus lupulus (European hop), 2826 nucleotides. RefSeq names its product kinesin-like protein KIN-10A. Gene Ontology annotation, molecular function: microtubule motor activity; ATP binding; ATP hydrolysis activity. Bases 148 to 2619 code for a protein of 823 amino acids. NCBI's taxonomy places the organism in Eukaryota, Viridiplantae, Streptophyta, Magnoliopsida, Rosales, Cannabaceae. The transcript is spliced from 6 exons. The record is from RefSeq and is a predicted model, not a curated record. Gene Ontology annotation, biological process: microtubule-based movement. Gene Ontology annotation, cellular component: kinesin complex; microtubule.